Molecule: messenger RNA, 946 nt
Organism: Salvelinus fontinalis (brook trout)
Lineage: Eukaryota; Metazoa; Chordata; Actinopteri; Salmoniformes; Salmonidae
Product: metalloproteinase inhibitor 2-like
Exons: 5
Coding region: 148-723 (191 amino acids)
Biological process (GO): negative regulation of endopeptidase activity; negative regulation of membrane protein ectodomain proteolysis
Cellular component (GO): extracellular matrix
Molecular function (GO): protease binding; metalloendopeptidase inhibitor activity
Source: RefSeq, a predicted model, not a curated record
UAAAAGCCGGUUGAUUCAAUGUAGUACAUAGAAGGCUUGGAGGUUUUCGCGCAGUAAUAAUCUGAACUGUCGUAGGGGUUAACGGUGUCCUUUAACGCAAUAUUGUUUUCUUCUAUAGCGUGGACAGUAAAAUAAUUUGUUUCUAAAAUGACUUGGUCCGUAAGUAGUUGUUUCAUUACUCUGGUCGUUCUGUUCCUCUGGCGGGUCGAUGAAAUCGCAGAAGCUUGUACUUGCAUGAUUGUACAUCCUCAACGUGCUUUUUGUAAUGCAGACGUCGUGAUCAGGGCAAAGGUGGUUGGUGUGGAAGUUGUGUCUGGUAACACCAAGUAUGACGUCCAACAGAUCAAGAUGUUCAAAGGUCCUAACCAGGAUAUCCACGUCAUCUUCACUGGAGGCCCGUGUCGCGCGUUUCUGGAAACCAACAAGGAGUAUCUCUUAACAGGCCGGCUGAAUACUGAUGGAACAGUGCAUGUAAUAAUGUGUGACUUCAUUCAUUCCUGGGAGGCUUUGAGUGACAUGCAAAUGAGGAGCUUGACUCUGCGCUACCAAAGCGGCUGCGAUUGCACGAUCAUCCGCUGCACUUCCCUUCCCUGUCCGAUCAGCACCUCAGAUGAGUGCCUGUGGAUGGACAAUGGCCAAAGCAGACCCUGGGACAACAUUGCUUGUAUCAAGGGGGGUGAUGGGUCCUGUUCCUGGUACAAGGGGAUGGCACCGCCCAAGUAGUUUCUGGAUAUUGAUGACCCCUAAACUCUACAGGCCAUCUACUCACAGAAAAAAAAGCUACAAACCCAAAUAAUUAUGAAUUUAGAAAGUAGGGUUAACAUUUACAAGACUUAUAUUGACUUGUCAGAGGACAGGUUGCAGGAAAUGGUGUAUGUGAAAGAGCGCAACAAUCUUAUGAAAAUGUCACUUGUUGUAAAAGUACAAUAAAAAUGAACUACAAAUA